Molecule: messenger RNA, 1703 nt
Organism: Raphanus sativus (radish)
Lineage: Eukaryota; Viridiplantae; Streptophyta; Magnoliopsida; Brassicales; Brassicaceae
Product: SNF1-related protein kinase regulatory subunit gamma-1-like
Source: RefSeq, a predicted model, not a curated record
AACACACACCCACUGUUUCCCGUUUUUCUUAUUUUUGUAAAAAAAAAGAAAAAAAGAAGAAUUGGCGUUUUUUUCACGUUUUUCGAAUCUGUAAUCACUGUAGUAAGAUUGCUGUGGAGUUAUAUCGAUUUUGGGGGUUUCGCCAAGAGAAGAUAAAAGAUAUGGCGGAAAGUGAGAGUGGUGUGGAUAAGGAGGAGGAGGAGGAGGAGGAGAUAAGAUCGUCGGUGGUUUCGAGCUGCGAAGCCUAUUUCGAGAAAGUUCAGUCGAGGAAGAAUCUUCCCAAAUCUCUCCAAGAAACCCUAAACUCCGCCUUCGCCGGUAUCCCCGUCUCCUCCUUCCCUCAAGUCCCCGGCGGCAGAGUGAUCGAGAUUCCGGCGGAAACAUCUGUGUCCGAGGCAGUGAAGAUUCUUUCAGACAGCAAGAUUCUCUCAGCUCCGGUCAUCAACAAAGACCACGAGACCUCCCUAGACUGGAAGGAGAGGUACUUGGGGAUCAUCGACUACUCUUCAAUCAUCCUAUGGGUGCUGGAGAGCGCUGAGCUCGCCGCCAUCGCCUUAUCCGCCACGUCAGCCACCGCCGCUGGCGUCGGAGCAGGCGCCGUCGGUGCUCUAGGCGUCGCGGCGCUCGGAGUCGCCGGUCCGGUCGCUGCCGCGGGGCUAGCGGCGGCUGCGGUAGGAGCGGCGGUCGCCGGCGGAGUUGCGGCCGACCGGGUCGGGAAAGAUGCUCCGACGGCUGCUGGUAACUUGGGGAAAGACUUCUAUCAAGUCAUUCUCCAAGAAGAGCCUUUCAGAUCAACCACGGUUGGGACGAUACUUAAGUCAUUUAGAUAUGCUCCUUUUCUUCCUGUAUCUACCGAGAGUUCGAUGCUGAGUGUUUUGUUGCUGCUGUCUAAGUACCGGUUAAGAAAUGUACCGGUGAUUAAACCGGGAGAACCGGAUAUCAAGAACUACAUCACUCAGUCUGCUGUUGUUCAUGGUCUUGAAGGCUGCAAAGGCAGAGAUUGGUUUGAUCACAUCUCCGCUCUUCCUAUCUCUGAUCUCGGCCUCCCUUUCAUGUCUCCCAACGAGGUGAUUAGCAUUGAUAGCGAAGAGCUUAUUCUCGAAGCGUUCAAGAGGAUGAGAGACAACAACAUUGGUGGUCUUCCCGUAGUCGAAGGGACGAACAAGAAAAUUGUUGGGAACAUAAGCAUGAGAGACAUCAGAUACUUGCUUCUGCAACCUGAAGUCUUCUCCAACUUCAGGCAACUUACGGUGAGGACUUUCGCGGCAAAGAUUGCAACGGCGGGAGAGGAGUACGGUUUGUCGAGUCCUGCGAUAACUUGUAGGCCUGAUUCGACUUUGGGGAGUGUUAUAAAUAGUUUGGCUUCGAGGUCGGUGCAUAGGGUUUAUGUAGCGGAUGGAGAUGAGAAUGAGCUGUAUGGGGUUAUUACGCUGAGGGAUGUGAUCUCUUGUUUCGUCUCUGAACCUCCCAACUACUUUGAGAACUGUCUUGGCUUCUCGGUUAAAGAAGUGCUUAGCCGAUGAUGAUGAUGAUCUCUUGUUUCUCAGCUUCUUGGUUUUCUUUUGAUCAAAUCUUGGUUUAGAUUCUCAAGUUGUUUGUUCUUUUUAUGACCAAUUUGUAAGCCACUUUCAAUUUUUAAAGUUUUUUUUUGUCUUUUAUAAACCUUAGAAAAUGGUUAUAAAAGUUUGGAGUUUUGCUUUAAA